Molecule: messenger RNA, 1125 nt
Organism: Vanessa tameamea
Lineage: Eukaryota; Metazoa; Arthropoda; Insecta; Lepidoptera; Nymphalidae
Product: odorant receptor 4-like
Exons: 8
Coding region: 16-1125 (369 amino acids)
Biological process (GO): detection of chemical stimulus involved in sensory perception of smell; sensory perception of smell
Cellular component (GO): plasma membrane
Molecular function (GO): odorant binding; olfactory receptor activity
Source: RefSeq, a predicted model, not a curated record
CAGAGCGCGGGGUACAUGCGGUGGCGCUCGGGAAGCGCGCCCGCCGCGCGCGUUCACGCCGGAUACCGCGUCGCCGUGCUCGCUGUCACCUCGAUCUAUCUACUGCAGGAGUGCGUCUACGCAUAUCAGGAGCGUCACGAUAUGACGAAGCUUUCACGAGUCAUGUUCCUUCUGCUGUGUCAUAUCACCUCUAUCGCAAAACAAAUUGUAUUUCAUACGGAUGCGGAUCGGAUCCACGAUAUGAUCCAAAGUUUAAAUGAUCCCAUUUACAACGCGUCGAGUGCAUACGCGCAGUCUUUGCUGCAGCGCACGGCGCGUGGCGCUCGUCUCCUGCUGGGCGCCUACGCUGGCUGUGCCGUGCUCACGUGCAUGCUUUGGCUGUUGUUUCUCGUGAUGCACCGCAUCGCCGGUCGGUCAGUCGAGUUUCCAUUUUGGACGGGCUUCCACACAGAUAGACCUAUUGUAUUUGUGCUGGUGCUACUGUACUCCUUUUACGUCACGACGUUGGUCGGUAUUGCCAACACGACAAUGGAUGCCUUAAUGGCGACCAUUUUGUACCAAUGCCAGACCCAACUAAGAAUUCUAAGGAAUGAUUUUCAGUCGUUACCCGAAGAGGCUAAAAAAGUGAGCGAUAGAACAGGAGAAAGCUAUGAAGCCGUUCUGAUGUAUUUUUUGGUUAAGGGUUUUAACCACUACAAGCGAGUAACGGAGACUGCAAAACUACUUCAAGAUAUUACUGGCGUAACUAUAUUAGUGCAGUUCGGUAUUGGAGGCUGGAUUCUUUGCAUGGCUGCUUAUAAGCUUGUCAGUCUAAACAUACUGAGCAUAGAGUUCACUUCGAUGACUCUCUUCAUCCUCUGCAUUCUCACGGAGCUCUUUCUCUACUGCUACUACGGGAACGAGCUCACAGUAGAGAGCGACCGCAUCGUGGGCUCGGUGUACUCGAUGCAGUGGGUGCGCACGCCGCACCGCUUUCGCCGCGCCGUGGUGCUGCUGAUGCAGUUCACGCGCCGUCCGCUGCGGCCCGCCGCCGGACGGGUCAUACCGCUCUCUUUGGACACUUUCCUCAAGAUUCUUAAAUCUUCUUAUACGUUCUACGCUGUCCUUCGACAAACUAACAAGUAA